AUGCCAGUGCGGGAUAGCAAUCAACCCGACAACCGUCAGGGUUCGGCGGGCUCUGGUCAUAGUUGGAUAUCGCAAGAUACAGUGCGAAACUCCGCUGGUCAAUUGCAAGAUCACCCCAAGGCCUCGUCGGGAGGUAGCAAUGCCGAUUCGUUUCCUGGCUCAUUAAGCAUGAACUCAAAGCCGGAUGCAUCUAAACCCCCAAGGAUCGAUUGGGGAAGUUCCGUGUGGUCAUGGGAUUCCCCCGACGUCUCUCCUACCGAACAGCGCAAAGCCUCUGGCUUUAGCAACCACCGCGAGGCCUUGAUUGUUCCAAAUAACCGCGAUAGCCUAUCCCAGUCCUCCGCACCGAGCCCCCGACCUCCUCCUCUCAACCCGUCUCGCCUGGAUCCCGACGAGCUCGACUCGAUUGCUCCAUGGUCCACAGCGCCAAAUAGUGGACAGCUAGAUGGCGGCAGUACAUUUUAUCAUGAUUACUCUGAACAAGAAGCUUCACCUGCCUCAUUUACAUUUCGCCCCACGACUGGACGAACAAUAGCGAGCGAACCCGCCGAGUUUGAAUACCACGGAGAACAUCGACGGCCGUCUGCCGCAAGCGCAACCACAGUGAGCAGUCAGGGCUCAAGAUCCAGCAUCAGCCAGAAGUUCCGCAAGAAGCAUCUAAAGGGCCUCCUUGGAGAUGACUAUCAAUCACCGGGAGAACUCCAAACCGAUGAUGAUGGCUCCCACCCGCCCAGCAGGCGUGGGGGACCAGUGGACCAACUGAAGGCGCGUGAAAGGGCGAACUCAGAUGGCUCGCGCAAUACACCCGACGGCUCUGGGUCAUCGCAGCGAUCACAGAAGCCACGAGCAAACACUCCUUUGCCCUCCAGUGAGAUCACCCCAUGGGACUACCAAAGUUUCAAGGAUAUUCCACAGUAUGGGGAGGCACCAGUUCGCCAUACUCCUAUUGGUCCCGAUGGGCAACGGCUUCCACCUCAAGAUAGUAAUACUUCAGGGCAAAAGGAGCCCGGUCGGCGGGGACAUGGGAGACAUCGUCCUUCGCGGAGCAAAGAAGAGAAGCCGACUCUUGCUGGCGAUCUAGCAGGAUAUCAAAAUCGCCCCGCCACUGGCAGAGAUGAUAUCGGAAUACGACCCUUCAACGAGAACUACCUUCAUUCAACCACGGACGUAGGCGAAUCUGGUUGGCCUGGAGGCCGGUCCACUAGCCCGACUCCCAGUACCCGCAGCGCAUACCGUGAUCACGAUCAAAGCUCACAACACCCCCGAAUCGGCGGUUUCAUUAAAAAGAUUCUGGGUCGUGAUGGCUCCAAAUCGCAUGACAGAUCAAGAAACUCUUCCCCGCCACGACGUGAUCGGCAAGGAAGUCUCGAAGGAAGCAUUUCCUCUAGGCAUCCUGAAUCCGCAGAUUCGGACCGAAGGAAAGAUCUGGGGAAGGGACUCAUUGGGGGAAGAAAGCUUGGUCCUCGUCGUCCAUUCGCCAACCAAGGUGGUGGUGACCUGUACAAUCCCAACAAAGACGACAAAAUCCAAAAUGAGAACAAACAUUUCUUCCACCUUGACGUCGAUAUGGAUGACCUGAACGGCAUCGUUCGUCCUACUUCCCCGGGCCACAUGAAGCGUGCCAGGGAUGGGACUGUAACACCGGGGGACGAUUCCAAAUUCGAAAAGCCAUGGAACGCUCCUGAUAGUUGGCAGGUUCGUGGGCCUACUGACACAAAAUUGGAGGAAGAAGCGGUACCCGUUGGACCGCGUGAGCGUGAAGCCUCCUUCUUUAUCCGAAUUUUCCGAAUCGACUCGACAUUUGCUACACUAUCGGCUGGUGUAAACGCGACUGUGUCAGAAAUUCUGCUGAUGCUUGGUCGGAAGUCCUUCCUCCAAGACCAUCUCAACAACUACGAAAUUGUUCUCCGGAAGAACGACCUUUCACGACAACUUGAUCAUAAUGAACGGCCCAUUCAAAUGCAGAAAAAGCUCUUAGAACAAGUUGGCUAUACGUCAAGCGACCGGAUAGAAGAUAUUGGCCGAGAAGAUCAUAGUUAUCUUUGCCGUUUCAUUUUUUUACCCACCAAGCUCAGCGGUUACAGCAGUCUCGAGACAGACCCAGGCUUCAACAAGGUGCAAAAGUUCAGCCACGUGGAUCUACAAGGUCGCAGCCUUGUCACGAUUCCGAUCACGUUGUAUGCCAAGUCAUCGGAGAUCAUCUCUCUCAAUCUGUCAAGGAACUUGUCAUUGGACGUCCCCAAGGACUUUAUUCAAAGCUGCAUCAAUCUGCGUGAAAUCAAGUUCAUCGGGAAUGAAGCCUCGUUCCUUCCCCAAAGCUUUGGUCUAGCUGGCCGGCUUACAUACCUGGAUAUUUCAAACAACUGCUUAGAAGACUUGGAUCAUGCACGACUGGAUCGGUUGACUGGUCUUGUUAGCAUCAAGAUGGCCAACAAUCAGUUGACCAAGUUACCAAGCUACUUUGGGAACUUUUCCUCUCUGCGAAGUUUGAACAUGUCAUCAAACGGAUUCAAGGUUUUCCCUGAAUUCAUCUGCAACUUGAAGAGCUUGGUUGAUCUUGAUAUCAGCUUCAACGGUAUUGAGGAACUUCCUGGCAUCGGCCGCAUGGUCACUCUUGAGCGCCUUUGGAUGACGAACAACAACCUCAGUGGGCCUCUCGACGAGUCCUUCCGGAAUUUGGUGAAUCUCAAGGAAUUCGAUGCGCGGUUCAAUGCCAUCACCAAUAUUGAUGCUCUCGCUAGUCUGCCUCGACUAGAGCAGAUCUUCUUCGGACACAAUCUCCUAUCGCGCUUCAAAGGCUCCUUCCCGAGGUUGCGAAGUCUGCAUCUGGACCACUGUCCUCUAACGCAGUUUGACGUCGAUGCUCCUAUUCCGACCCUGACUUCUCUUAAUCUUGCUUCUGGCAAGCUUUCUCAAUUCCGGGAUACCAUCUUCGAGAACUGUCCAAAUAUGACAAAACUUGUUCUCGACAAAAAUCACCUCUCCUCCGUCUCGCCCCAGAUUGGCAAGCUACGUCGAUUGGAGCACUUCAGUAUGAUCAAAAAUCCGCUUUCUUCCUUGCCUCCGACGAUCGGCUGUCUUGUAGAGCUCAAGCAUUUGAAUCUGAGGGAGUGUAACCUGACAUCACUGCCUUCUGAAAUUUGGCAUUGCGCCAAGCUGGAAACCCUCAACAUCUCCUCCAACAUCUUGUCGACCUUCCCGAAGUAUGGUGCCCCGACUCCUCUGGUUCCUGGUGAGCCUACCCACACACCUGCAACAACCCCAGGCGUGUCGGGAAAUCCAAGCUACGAAGAUAUCGGACCACUUGACGAGCCAGCUCUUCGUCGGCCAAGCCAAACAUCAAAUGGUGUCAUGAAUUCUGUGUCGCCAAAUGGGUCUUACCGGAACCCCUCAAACGCUCAAUCCGUUUCGCAGCAAGGUGGUAGAAAGGUAUCAGCUACUUCCCGAUCAAUCAUUGAACCACACAUCGGGCCUCGGAAGGACUCGAACUUCUCUCAGCAGAUGGCAAUGAGCUUUGCGGCAUCUCUUCGGACUCUCUCUCUUGCUGACAACAGACUCGAGGAUGACGUCUUCCGAGAAUUGUCUCUGCUUCCAGAGUUGCGCAUUGUCAACCUUUCAUACAAUGACCUGACGGAACUACCACAGGGAAUCCUCAAGAGAUGGCCAUUGAUUUCUGAACUGUACCUGUCUGGCAACGAGCUGACUUCCCUGCCGUCUGACGAUCUGGAGGAGGGGAGUAACCUCAAAGUUCUUCACAUCAAUGCAAACAGAUUCCAAGUGCUACCCGCAGAGCUUUGCAAAGUCAGCAAGCUUUCCAUUCUGGAUGUUGGAAGUAAUGCGUUGAAGUACAACGUCUCCAACUGGCCUUAUGAUUGGAACUGGAACUGGAAUCGCAAUUUGAAGUACUUGAAUUUCUCCGGCAACAAGCGACUUGAGAUUAAGCCCAAUAUUGCCUCUCUAGGUCCUCCGGCUGCCAAUGGUGCGGAUUUGACUGACUUCAACUCUCUAACCCAUCUCCGUGUUUUGGGACUGAUGGAUGUUACCCUCACAAUUCCUACUAUUCCAGAGGAAACCGAAGAUCGUCGUGUGAGAACCUCCGCUUCGCUGGCCGGUACGCUUGCAUACGGUAUGGCUGAUUCUCUUGGAAAAACUGAACAUCUAUCAAUUAUCGACAUGAUUGUUCCACGGUUGAAACAAGAUAAUGUGGAGACUUUGGUUGGCAUGUUUGACGGACAAACUCUCUCUAGCGGAGGUUCUCGAGUUGCGAAGUAUUUACACGAGAACUUCACAUCCAGCUUUGCCUUUGAGCUCAAGAAGCUGCAGCGCGACCAGGGUGAAACGCCGCUGGAUGCACUCAGACGUGCGUUCCUGGCGUUGAACAAGAACAUGGCUGGCUCUGCUUACAGGUCUAUCGAUGAUCGCGAGGUCCGACAGUACCAGAGAGGCUCGACCGCUGCCAAGCUGCUUAACCAAGACGACAUCCAAUCCGGCGGUGUUGCCACUGUCUUGUAUUUGAACAACAUGGACUUGUACGCCGCCAAUGUUGGUGAUGCUCAGGCCAUUCUGAUCAGGUCAGAUGGCUCACUGCGUGCUCUGACACAGAAUCAUGAUCCCGCAGAGCCUAAUGAGCGAGCGCGCAUUCGAGCUGCUGGGGGUUUCGUGUCACGCAAUGGCAAGCUGAACGAUGUUCUCCCAGUAUCGAGGUGCUUUGGGCAUUUCCCUAUGAUGCCUGCCGUUAUUGCGGCCCCUAGCACCAUGCAUGCUGCUCUCACGGAGCAAGAUGAAAUGAUCGUUCUGGCGUCGAAGGAACUCUGGGACUAUGUUACCCCAGAGGUGGUGGUCGAUGUCACGAGGAGAGAACAACCAGACCUAAUGUUUGCAGCUCAAAAGUUGCGUGAUUUGGCUAUUUCGUUCGGCGCCACCAAUAAGCUGAUGGUGAUGAUCCUCGGCGUUGGUGAACUUCAGAAGCGCCGCCCGAAGCCACGUCCUUCUCUCAAUACUGCAUCGUCUACGUUUGCCGAGGAACAGAUCAUUCCGACUGCCAAGCGGCCCAAGAAGCGCGAUGGUCCUGGAGACUCGCGGCUGGCCCGCUUUGACUUUGUGGAUGCUCCCGUUGGUGAGCUCGCUAUUAUGUUCACUGAUAUCAAGAAGUCCACGGGUCUAUGGGAGAUCUGCCCGGAUGCAAUGCGCUCGGCUAUUCAAAUUCAUAACGACAUCCUGCGUCGGCAACUUGGAAUUUUCGGUGGAUACGAGGUCAAGACUGAAGGUGAUGCCUUCAUGGUGGCAUUCUCGACCACCACAGCUGCUUUGCUUUGGUGCUUCAAUUGCCAAAACCAGCUUCUCGAAGCCGAAUGGCCUACGGAGAUUCUUGACCAGCCCCAGUGCCGAGUUGUGGUUGACAUGGAUAACAAUGUUAUCUUCCGAGGACUUUCAGUUCGCAUGGGUGGUCAUUGGGGCGAGCCUGUGUGCGAGAAAGAUCCGGUUACCAACCGAAUGGACUACUUCGGUCCCAUGGUGAAUCGCGCCUCGCGAAUCUCUGCUGUUGCCGAUGGAGGACAGAUAUUUGUCUCAUCAGAUUUCAUGACCGACAUUCACCGUAACCUUGAGAUCUUCGCUGAUGCCGAGCGUUCUGCAUCCACCAGCUCGACUGAUAGCCACCCUCGCGGCGACAGCCUAGGUCAUAGCAUCCGUCGUGAGCUACAACAGCUCAAUAGCCAAGGUUUCGUCAUUAAGGAUCAAGGGGAACGGAAGCUGAAGGGUUUGGAGAAUCCAGAACCUCUUUAUCUUGUCUACCCCUCAGCGCUGUCUGGUCGCAUGAUUUCUUCGGAGGAUUCUCAGGACCAGGAUAGUACCGCUGCGACUAUGAACCCGAAUAAUCAAUUGGAUAUCCAGACGAACGUCAUCUGGCGUCUUUGGGAGGUCACCCUCCGCCUUGAACGACUCUGUGGUGCUUUGGAAAACCCAAGCGAACCCAGUCUCAGCGAACCCAAUGUUGAUUUGUUCAACAUGGUCAAACGGCAUGGAGGUGAACUGAAUGAUUCAACCGUCCUUAGUUUAGUCGAUCAGCAAGUCACUCGCAUCGAGGUGACCAUCAACACUCUUGACCUGCGCCACAUGAUGCGACCUUUCAAACCAGGCGACCGUCUCCAGGACCACGCCGCUCCCAUCAGCGAUGUCCUACAGCAACUCCGAACUCAACUGGCCGAGUUCCAAGCUCUCAAGGAGCAACUGGCCGUUGGUUCUGCUGGCAACAUCGCCGGCCCACAACAAUACGCCGAUCGUCCUUCGAACAGCAUCGACAGCGGCAUUACCUCUGCCUCUUCGUCUUUCCUCCACCUCCCUGGCGAUGCUAAUCGCUCCUUCGACUCCGGCCGCAGUCACUAG
Molecule: messenger RNA, 6384 nt
Organism: Penicillium soppii
Lineage: Eukaryota; Fungi; Ascomycota; Eurotiomycetes; Eurotiales; Aspergillaceae
Gene: acyA
Product: adenylate cyclase acyA
Exons: 3
Coding region: 1-6384 (2127 amino acids)
Biological process (GO): cyclic nucleotide biosynthetic process; intracellular signal transduction
Molecular function (GO): protein binding
Source: RefSeq, a predicted model, not a curated record